AGCCCGGCCACCAGGCGCUAGCCAGUGAGCCCCGCCUCCGGGCCUGGUUCCAAAGAGGGGCCCUGGUGACCUGCAUCUGGGCAAGGGAAAACGUGUUCCAAAUUUCUCAAUCAUCAUUAGGGGUCUCUAAGCCGUGCUUUGGUCCCUCACUUAGGACCUGUUUGGCAUUGGUGCCCCUGCCAGGAUGCCUAAAGGCCCAGACAAUUUAGCUCCUAGAAUCAUUGGGACACGCAAACCCCUCCACCACGGACAAACCCUAUCUGCAUCUGGAUACCAUCUGUGUAUUUACAACGAGACCCGCAUUGUGAGUUCCCUGGUGUUACGAAGGCUUCCGUAUACUGUGACCAAGAGUUGUGGUGGCUGGCUCUUUUGGACGGCAUGUCCAGUGACACUUUUCAGAAUAGUUCAUCAGAAUGAGUACAGGAUGCUGACGGAGCAGGUGACCAGAUGUUGCCAUGGUUAUAUACAAGUGGGAAGCUACUGUGCCCUGUCUUUAAACCGGAGUGAGGAAUUUAUGACCAAACCUGGAUCGUGCACAACAACGGACAGAUCUAAUUCCAGUGUUAAUGACUGCGACUGGGACAUAGAUUGUCCAAACUGGCAAAAGUGCUGUGAGAGAUCAGAUCAUUUUCUCUGCAGUAACAUUACAAGAUCAGCUAAUUAUACUGAGUAUGGGGGCUACCAUUUCAAUGUGACAGUGACGGUGAAGACAGAUUACCAACAAUUGAUGAACAACGGAGCUCUUCUCAACCAUACAAGAUUACUUCAAGCAAUGGUAACCGGAGCGCUGGCGUCUGUUAAUUUUUCACUCUAUUACCUCGCCUCAAGGCCUGUGCAUCCGUACAGAACUGGCACGUCGCUGCUGCUCGAAUGCAGCUUUGUUCUUUCACUGCACGACAUCAAAUCAAAGCUGCAUUUCCUUCUCAAACACGUACAGGAGGUAUCAGACGUGACAGUGGAAGAUGUAAAUGAGUGUGCACAUCCUGCUCUCCAUCAGUGCUCUCCACUGGCACAAUGUAACAACACGGUGGGCUCCUACCAGUGCGUCUGCCAUGCAGGAUAUAUUGAUGUUGACCCCAGCAAUCCCGGAACUCAUUGUGCAGUGCCAAAUGCCAUCCCCAUGCCUGCCACUACAGAGGCCCCACAAUGUUGCCCUUUCCCAAUCAAUAUAACCUCACCUCAGACUGAACGCAACAGCACCGUGGUUAGCUUCAACGAAUUAGCUGAAAACAUGACUAUGUCUCCUUUGAACGCAAGCAUCGUCUUUCAAAGUACAACGUACGGACCUACUUUCUCAACCGAUGGGCUGCCUCUGACUCUGACAACAACUUCGAUGUCUUCCCCCAGCAUCAGCAGAUUACAGGCUGCCAACAUCACUGGCACUUCUUUUUGUGUGUACUGGUCCAGCUUAAUCUCAGCCAACCAGAGUUACUUGGUGGUUCUUAGUGAGGGCUCAGAGGUUAUUAGUAUGUGGACAACUGAACAGACCACGACGGAACUGAGGGAACUGCAGCCGGGGGUGCUCUACAAUGUCACUGUUAAACUCCACACAAAUGAAAGCCAUGGAGAUAUUCUUUAUAUUGCAGUCAAAACUGGUGAGGACCGUUCAUACAAACCUGAAUUUAAUUUUUCACUCUAUUACCUCGCCUCAAGGCCUGUGCAUCCGUACAGAACUGGCACGUCGCUGCUGCUCGAAUGCAGCUUUGUUCUUUCACUGCACGACAUCAAAUCAAAGCUGCAUUUCCUUCUCAAACACGUACAGGAGGUAUCAGACGUGACAGUGGAAGAUGUAAAUGAGUGUGCACAUCCUGCUCUCCAUCAGUGCUCUCCACUGGCACAAUGUAACAACACGGUGGGCUCCUACCAGUGCGUCUGCCAUGCAGGAUAUAUUGAUGUUGACCCCAGCAAUCCCGGAACUCAUUGUGCAGUGCCAAAUGCCAUCCCCAUGCCUGCCACUACAGAGGCCCCACAAUGUUGCCCUUUCCCAAUCAAUAUAACCUCACCUCAGACUGAACGCAACAGCACCGUGGUUAGCUUCAACGAAUUAGCUGAAAACAUGACUAUGUCUCCUUUGAACGCAAGCAUCGUCUUUCAAAGUACAACGUACGGACCUACUUUCUCAACCGAUGGGCUGCCUCUGACUCUGACAACAACUUCGAUGUCUUCCCCCAGCAUCAGCAGAUUACAGGCUGCCAACAUCACUGGCACUUCUUUUUGUGUGUACUGGUCCAGCUUAAUCUCAGCCAACCAGAGUUACUUGGUGGUUCUUAGUGAGGGCUCAGAGGUUAUUAGUAUGUGGACAACUGAACAGACCACGACGGAACUGAGGGAACUGCAGCCGGGGGUGCUCUACAAUGUCACUGUUAAACUCCACACAAAUGAAAGCCAUGGAGAUAUUCUUUAUAUUGCAGUCAAAACUGAUGCUCAAACUCUCGAUGCCAGCACUCGACUAACCAACAUCCCGUUCACCAAUGACUUGCACAACACUAGCAGCCAGGCCUACAAAAAUCUCACUGCGGGCAUUUUGGACGAGAUCUACCGAUCUCUAGAUCAAGAUUUAAAGAUGAUGGUUAAUUCAGGUCAGGUAAGAAUUGAGAUCCGAAACCUUUCCCCGGGUAGUGUGGUGGUCGACUUCACCGUGAUCUUCAGCCCCGGUCAAGAACAGGACAUCAGAAACACCUCCACAGCACUACUCGAUUCACUGAGGAACAGCUCCAUAUACACAAUGGAUGAAAACAACACAAGCAUCACUGAUUUUGAUGAAUGUGUCCCCGGGGAAAAUGAUUGUUCCCAGUGGGCGAUGUGUACAAACACUUGGGGCUCCUACACAUGUUCCUGUCUAGAUGGAUUUAUGGACACAGAACCACAAAGGCCUGGGAGAACCUGUCAAGCUACAAUGGAAACCACAACAUUGCAAUCAACACCUAUCACAUUAUCUUCAGUCAGCACUUCUCUUUUACCUCAAAAAAUAACAUCAACGUAUCCAGCUCUGUAUAUUAUUGGGACCACCGUCGAGACAAUCACCUCUACUGAAAUAGCUACCACGAGCCCAUCAACAUCCCUCUCUAUCCCAGCAAAAACUGCCACCAUGGUACAAACAACCACCUUGGUAGCACCAACUACAACCACUCCACCUACAACCACCACAAGCUUACCAACAACCACCGCUAUGAUACCAACAACUGCCACCGUGGUACCAAUAACCACUUCCAAUAUAUCAACGACCACAAUUACAUCCAAAUUCAUUGCACCGACUACAUCCACUUCUGCUGAAGUAAUAACUCCCACGAAUGUGGCAACAAUCUCCACCAGAAUGCCAACAAGCACUUUGCAACCAACAACCAGCACCAUUGCAACAACCCCUCAUGCAUCAGAAACUACAACACCACCCACAACUUCCAGGAUUCAACACACUGCCCCUAUAAUGGUACCAACAACUGCCACUGAGGUACCAAUAACCACUUCCAAUAUAUCAACAACAGCAAUUACAUCCAAAUUCAUUGCACCGACUACAUCCACUUCUGCUGAAGUAAUAACUCCCACGAAUGUGGCAACAAUCUCCACCAGAAUGCCAACGAGCACUUUGCAACCAAUAACCAGCACCAUUGAAACAGCCCCUCAUGCAUCAGAAACUACAACACCACCCAAAACUUACAGGACUCAACACACUGUCCCUAAUUUAGACCUGACGUCCAAUGAUACGUCCCAUAGGAUGUCUCCAAUUCUUGGUGAUAUUUCAGUGGAUUGCAAAGUUACAGGCAUCACAGUGACAAUAGCGAGAGAGUUUCUUGUUAAGAACAACAUCAGGGAGGACACUCUGCACCUCGGCCAUCAGGAGUGCGGGGUCAGCGGGUUCAAUGCUAGCCAUGCUCAGCUGAUCGUGGAGUGGAACGAGUGUGUCACGAUUUUUACUCAAAAUGAGUCCUACUACAUGGCCUCUGCAAUGUUGUUCAACACCAUGGACACAUACACGUCAUCCAACGGAACACUGGAGGCACCCAAAUUGCGCCUGGAAGUUCCUGUAAUAUGUACCUACACGCGGAGUAUGCUCAUGUCUGCUAAUUUUGGCUCCAUGGGAUAUGAAUUGAUCCAAGAUGUGAUCACAAGUGCGGGGAUGUUCCAGGUGACAGUACAACUGCUGAACGGUACCUUUCCUCUACCUUAUAACUAUAGCUUAUCCCCUGAGGAGGCUGUAGUAGUAGAAGUGAGCAUGAAUACCUCAGCAGAAGAGAUCAAAGUCGUGAUCUACUCGUGCUGGGCUACCCCCACCCAAAAUCCGCUGGACAACAAACGUUUUGUCUUCCUGGACAACAGAUGUGCCCUCAACAUGUACACUGAUGUGUUGAUGAAUGGAAAUUCCAGCACAUCUCGUGUGUCUGUGCAGAUAUUCUCCUUUGUCGACGUCAAUUUGAUCUAUCUGCACUGCCACGUGCAGAUCUGUUUGCAGAUCGGAUCUGAUAUCUGCGUGCCCGACUGUGUGCGAAGAACAGCUUGGUCUUCCAACACCAUUGGAAGAGCAUUCGGUUCGACUGGGCCUCUGCUUAAAUCGGAAGAAGUGCCCCCGGAGAGUGAAAAUGACAGACUCCAACUGAUCGGACUGUCCUUCCUUGGAGUUGCUGUGGUGCUCUUCUUCGUCAUUGGCUCUGCUUGUCUCUUCUACUAUCAAAGGAAUCGCAUUGGACAUUAUAACUUCAAUCCCAAAUCCAAGCCACUGAACAUCACCGAUAUUGAGUUCAACGCUUAAGUCUCCGCGUUACAAGAUUUGCACAUUAGUAGUUUGUUUCCCUGAUAACUUCUGUUCUUGAUUGAAUUUGCAAAGCCUUUGCACUAUGUCAUAUUUCCUAAUUAGACUUUUAGAGUUGGAAACAUGCCAACAUACAUUUGUUGAACCGUCGUCAUGUUACAAUUUGAUAAAUAUAAUCGUUUUCUAAAGUAGUGGUCAGUCUAUACAUGUCUAUACAGACUUUUGGGGGUCUCAAGGAUCAAGGAUUCCACCUGCGUUAUGAAACACUGACGGUAGACUACUUCAAUUAAGAGUGGUCAAAAAUGGAGAAAUAAAUACGGAUUUAAUUCAUAUUUCAUUUAAAAGCAAAAACAACUAUGUAGUACCCUUCCACAAAGAUAUAAGUAAUAAACUGCUCCCCCCCACCCCCCACCAAAUAAAUGGGAACACUUGGGAAUUACAUAGUGCUGUUUGAGUGUUCCCUUUAUUUUUUGGAGCAGUAUAUUUUUACAGUCAUUGGUUCACAUUUUUUGACAUCCAUCCAGGCAGUGUGGCUUCAGUUUGCACUAUGACUGUGAAUGUGAUGAGUCAUUUUUCUCAACCAGUUCAAGUGGCUGGAGUCAGCUGAAAUAAGCUCCAGCUUCCCACGCUCCUAAACAAAUGGAUGCAUAUGAUUUUUAAGAAUCAAAGUCCUGAUUCUUAUUAUACACAUAAAUUCAUUCUUAUACACAGUUUUUAUAACAGAUGAAACAUUUUACAUCUGUCAUAGCAGAGAUUUUGUAUGCAUAGUGCUGUAAAUGUUUUCAUGUUUACCUAUUAUAGCUUAAAAUAAAAACAGUCAGUUUCCAAUUUCAUGACAGUUAUUGUUUCUCUGUUCACAAUGUUGAUCGAUUUAUUUUUAGACUGCUUGGAUUU
Messenger RNA from Hippocampus comes (tiger tail seahorse), 5638 nucleotides. It is a transcript of the gene umodl1, whose product is annotated as uromodulin-like 1. The transcript has 22 exons. The record is from RefSeq and is a predicted model, not a curated record. Gene Ontology annotation, cellular component: extracellular region. Gene Ontology annotation, molecular function: calcium ion binding; protein binding; peptidase inhibitor activity. The coding region runs from base 185 to 4744 and encodes 1519 amino acids. Lineage: Eukaryota; Metazoa; Chordata; Actinopteri; Syngnathiformes; Syngnathidae.